AUGCCCGCCUGCAGCGGCGACACCAGCUCACGCCUGGGGAAGCUUCUGCAGUGCUAUGAGAAGCUGCAGGGCAUGGUGGACUCCCUCAUGUUGAGCAAGAAGAGGGGCAAGGUGGUGAGGCAGCUGCCGGGGAAGAGCCAGGACCAGGAGGCGCUGAAGGAGGUGCAGGCUGCCAUCCUGCAGAUGCAAGGGGAGCAUGAAAAGCUCAGCUCUGUCACAGGGAGCCUCCUGGAUGAGAGUCGCCAGCAGCAGAAAGAUAUCGAGGGUCUGUUCCAGUCCAUGGAGAGGCUGGAGAAGGAGAAGGCAGACAAGGAGGACCUGGAGCUGGGAAUGGAUGAGAAAGCAGACAAGGACGCUUUGGAAAGCAAAGUCAGUCGCGCCCAAUUUGAGGCGAGCCUGGAGCUGCUGGACAAGAGAAACCAGGAGGUGCUGAGCCGGGUGACAGGCCAGGAGCAGGGGCUGCACGAGGUCCAGCAGCAGCUGCGCGAGGAGAUGGCCACCAAGUUGGAUUGCCGGGAGCUGGGGCCAUUCCAGCAACAGCUGGAGGAACGGUGGAAGAGCGGCCUUGAGCAGCUCAAGGAAACGGCGCCGCCAACGGAAGCCGACGAUGCAGCUGGGAUUAGGAAGCAGCUGCUGGCAGAUUUCCAGUGCCUGUCUUGUGACAGGCAACUCAGCAUGCGGGUGCCUGGCUCGGAGCGGAUGGCGGCAUGCAAGUACCCAACCGUGCCACGGCAGUGUGGGGGCCAGCGUACCCUCACACCCCUGCCGCAGCGCAGCCUGCGCCUCCCACUUCUCCAGCCCAGCGCCCCACAGGCACUCAGGCCCUCCAGCCCGCGCCUCCCACUUCUCCAGCCCAGCGCCCUACAGGCACUCAGGCCCUCCAGCCCGCGCCUCCCACUUCUCCAGCCCAGCGCCCCACAGGCACUCAGGCCCUCCAGCCUGCUCCCCAGCAAGCACGACAAGAAAGAGCAGCUGGGCCAGGACAGCCGCAGGGCUGAGUCCAGCCCCUCAGCACCCGGCACCUCUGGCCCUCUGCAAGACAGGUCGGGCUCAUCCCACAGCCAGCCUCGCCGAGUACACUGGCCCCACCAGCCCGUCCAGCCCCACUGGAUGGCUGAGAACCAGCUGAUCAGGAGAGCGGUGUGGCUUCUGACAAACAAAGGAUUCUUGGUGUAGCAGAAGAAUAAAAACCCAUGGGUUGUUUCUCACUCUUGAGAGCCCUUUAAAAAUUACACUUUUGGACAUAGUGAAAUAUUUUGUGAAGACGACAAGGAUCCAAGCAAAAAUGCGGAUGCAAGCACAUGUGCAGGAGAAGAGCACCGUCAGAAGAUUCCCCUUAUUUAUUCAUUUCUGCCAUGUGUUUGCACCUACACAGCUAAAAUAUUUCUUGUAGCAGAUCAUU
Molecule: messenger RNA, 1402 nt
Organism: Melopsittacus undulatus (budgerigar)
Lineage: Eukaryota; Metazoa; Chordata; Aves; Psittaciformes; Psittaculidae
Product: glutamine-rich protein 2-like
Exons: 9
Coding region: 1-1176 (391 amino acids)
Source: RefSeq, a predicted model, not a curated record